AUGCAUACUUCUCGAAAAGAAUCAACGUGGCGGCACACGGCCGUGAAGGCCCCUUGCCGGCUCUACGACCCAAUGGACGCCAAGGUUGCCAACCGGCGCCAUGCUCGCGACACCUCGGUGAACGGGGUGGGGCUCCAGCCGCACGGGCAUAAGCCGGAGGCGUGGCACAUGGGCAGGCCGCUCUUCCGCUGUGCGCAAGAGUGGUGCGACGGCGACAAGGACGGACUAAGUCACAGGCAAAGUAGCAGCUGCAGCUCGAUGAUGCCUUCGCAUGAAGGAAGGAGCGUUGACAUCAUGGAAGGAUCGCUCGCAGCCAUGCAGCCAAGGAUGGAGUCGGGCAUGACCGCACCCGACUUACCCGACUUGGUGCCAUCUGAGGCCCAAAGAAAGGAGGCAAGGACUGCUGCGGCACCUGCAAGUUCGAGUGGUGUUGCUGAGCCGCCCAUGCCCACCUUUGUGUGCUGCCUAUGGCUCGAGGGCAAAUGCCACUACAACCGAGAUCACAAGCUCGGAAAAAAACUCUUCGUGCAUCAGGAUGUGCCGGGCAUGCCCUGCGGGUAUGGAACCCACUGUAAAUUCUUGCACUACGAGAGAAGGGCCACGUCACCUUCAAACUCACUGACUGCCCCAACUUCGCAGGCUCAACUUGCAUCAAGCCGUGUGUGCGAGAAGGACUGUGGCGAAGCUUUGCAGUCAGAGAGCGCAGUACUGCAGGUUGGCAUGGUGGCCUACUUUGAGAGCAAAAACUCAAUGGCUCCUUGUUCAGUGCUUAGCAUCUCCAGUUCUCCUACAAGAGCUGCUGCACCUGUCCAAGUGCGAUGUGGAGAAACCAAGGGUGAGACUCGAUGGGUCAAUGUGAGUGAACUUCAGAUACCGGACUACUCAGCUUUGCAGCCGGGCCAAGAGGUCAGUGUGACCCGCGAAGGUGUCGCUUUUUCAUGCAAGGUCAGGCAUCUGUCCAAGGACACGUCAGCAUUUGCCCGGGUCCAGGUGCGUUUCAACGGCCGACAGCCUGAGGAAGAUGAAUGGGUUGGGGCGGACCGCCUGCGCACAAAGGCUCUGAAGUUUGUUCCGGCCCUACUGCCACCUGCUGCCAUUCCAGGUCCAGGCGAUUCUGAGGCAGGCCCGAAACAUCCGACAAGUCCGAAGCCUGGAGCAGUGACGUUGCAACGUGGGAUGCGGGUCUGCUUCCAGUGCCAAGAAGGGUUUUUGAAGCAUGCCGAAGUCCUGCAAAUGUCUGUCUCUGCAGACCGAUCAGCAGCGCCAGUGGAGGUGCAAUACCUCACUGCAGAUUCUGGGACGGGCUGGUUCGCCGCACAGGACCUUCAAGUGCCAGACUACUCAGGAUUGCACAAGGGCUUGCAAGUGGCAGUUACGCCCGAUGGCCAAAUGAUGCACGACUGCAGAGUUUUGACCAUCUCACGUGACAGGCCCAAGGAGCCUGUCCUGGUGCAUUAUUGCGGGUACGGCUCAGAGGAUGAUGAAUGGGUUGGCGCAGACCGGCUUCGGAGUAGGGCUUUGACUUUCGCUCAAGCGCAGCUGCCUGCAUCCUUCCCCCACAUGGCCACAAACGAUGCCACAACCUGUCCAACCAAUCAGGCUGCCGAGCCCACUGCUGACAGCAGCGAUGGCAAGCUGAAGCUUCCCAGACCUCGAACGCUGCAGCCUGGGUUGGUGGUCUGUGUAAUGUCCGAAUCUUCGAGAGCUUCGAAAUGUGGGGAAGUGCUGGAGGUCUCCUCUGCACCAAAGCGGGCAUCGGCGCCUGUGAAAGUAUGGCUCAACUCACAGGAGGCAGCAUGGUUCCAUGCCGAGGAUUUGCAGAUACCCGACUUCUCCGCCCUUGAACUUGGCUUGCGGGUACAGGUGAAGUGCGAGAGCAAGACGUACCUGGCUACCGUUAUGCAGAAUUGUUCUGAGAGACCCGCCACACCCAUUCGCAUUCAUUACAACGGCUACUCGGCAGAUGAGGACGAGUGGGUAGGCGCAGAUCGCUUGGUCAGCAAGGCUUUGACGUUCGUUCGACCGCUUAUGCCAACGGUGCCCAUCGAGAACUCUGGUGAGACUGGUCCUGUCAUGAAAGCUGCGUCUCCGGGACAUGUAGAGCUUCAGGCGGGGAUGCUAGUCUAUGAUGCACAUUCCUCGACAUAUGGUGAGGUGCUGCUCAUAUCACCAGACGCUCAGAGAGCAGCAGCGCCUGUGAAAGUGCGCCUCUACGGUGCCACGAUUCGCUCAUCCUGGCUUGGUGCGGGGAACCUGCGCGUGCCUGAUUAUUCAAACCUGCGAGCUGGGGUGAAGUUAGCGGUGCUGUCAGACGGAACCCAGUAUUAUUGCACAGUCCUGGAGAUCUCGCACAGCAAAGGCAGAUCAAACGCACCAGUCCAUGUACGUUACAACGGCUACUCCCCGCAGGAGGACGAAUGGGUUGGCGCUGACCGCAUCCGCAGCAAGGACUUGACCUUGGUCCAGGCCACGGUGCCCUUCGUGCCCGUCGCACCAGAGGGCGAGCAACGCUCUGCGUCCACUCGCCGUCGGCAAGCGGUUCCACAUGAGCCUGCCAUGCCCUGGGAUGAGCCCGGCGGCUCUGAAGACGAAGACGUUGCUCGCGGCCUAGAUUCUGCCAUUCAGGCUGUGGAGGCGGCUACAGCCACGACCAACCCCGCAGAGCAGAAGCGGGACUUGCAGAAGGCCCUGCAGCAGACUACGGGCACGGCGCAUGUCCGCAAAGUGCUUGCAGAGUUUGGUUGGAACGGCCUGGACUUCCCUCAGACCCCAGACCUCAAGGCCCUCAAGGAGCAGCUGCUGCUGGCGAAAGCAGAGUACUGCGCCGAUUUGGAGGCAGAGCUGGAGCGGCAGCCAGACGACUUCGAGUCCCUGAAGAACCUGAUGAAUGUCCUUAUCUAUGGGACAUUUCGCUGCGUCUCUGGUGGCAACGAUGGGCAGCAGCAGAAGCGUUGUGGAGAGGUGAUUGUGGAGCGUGGCCCCGCCUGCCUGCGACACUGCAAGGUCCACAUCCUCGCGGGCAAAAACCGGGGGCAGACGUGGGACUCUGACCGCUGCUACGUCCGCAUCCUCUUUGCCCGGGCCUUCUCAGCAGAGAGCGGCGUUCGGAGGUCGCCAGUGACUCCGACCCAGACGCACACCUUGGAUUGUGGAAGGACGGAGCUUCUGGGACGCGUCCUUUUGGCAAAGGAGUUCGGGGCAAGCCGGCAGAAGCACUUCGUCUGCUUGAGGUCCAAGGUGGUUCGCUCUAAGAAGUUCGUGCCCUUCCAGCCCAUCAAUGGCAAGCUACCUGGCAUUCACGUGCGUUGGAAUGAAGCCCUGGACCUUCCCAGCAGCCACGACUUGCACGUGGUGGAAGUGACUGAGUGGAGUCCUGCUUUUGGCGCUCCUGAUCGCCGUCCACGAGGCCGUUAUGUCCAGAGUUUGCGGAUGCAGUCACGCAACACCGAUGCCUCCAUCUUAGAGGCAGUCCAGAUUUCCCUCAACUUCACUGAUUGGAAGAGGGGGGACACAAGGCGGAACAUGGACCUCUUCGCCCCUGAUCGCCGCGGGCACCUGACGGUCGGCAUCCAACAUCCGAGCCUGCCAACGAGCAUGGUGGUGUCCUACGAAGGUCUGCAAGUGCACAUCCUGGAUGUGAACGCCUACCUGGACCAGCUGGGCCUGGAGUCUCUGGAGGACCUGGUCCGCCGCCGUUCGGUGGGAGCUUGGUUCUUGGAUCACAAGGACAUGCCCUUGGAAGCCAACCUCCCACUCUUCCCGCCAGACAUCGAGAAGGAGCUCAGCUUCAGGGAGGGCUCAGAGCGAUUGGCACUGACCUUCACCUUCCCGCGCGUGACGAACCGGGAGUUGGACCCUCAGAGCGUGUGCGUCACGGAGUCUGUCGUCCGGUGCGACCGCCUCCUCAACCCACAGAGUGCAGGUUUGAUGCUGCUCGGCAAGAAGAAUGGAGGCGAGGUGGGAAGCUUGCUUCGCCGCUGGGCGGGCUUCACGGAGAAGUUCGAGGAUUCGCAAGUCUCGUCCGCAAGCUUUGCCGUUCUGGAGCACCUUGACAUCGACUUUGCGGGCGACUUCGGCACGGACGAUGACAGCUAUGCUCCACUUGCAGCCAGCCGCUUCCUGCGGACUUGCAUGCACAUGGUGGACAGGCAUGCUGGCCGCCUGUUGCAAGGGAGCCCUGCAUGGUCCGCCCUCGUCACGGACGAGACGACCUCCCCAAUCUGCGUCAGGUACCUUUGA
This is a messenger RNA of Symbiodinium natans, 4239 nucleotides long. Lineage: Eukaryota; Dinophyceae; Suessiales; Symbiodiniaceae. The record is from the annotation of a GenBank genome assembly.